Molecule: messenger RNA, 1230 nt
Organism: Conger conger (European conger)
Lineage: Eukaryota; Metazoa; Chordata; Actinopteri; Anguilliformes; Congridae
Gene: kctd13
Product: potassium channel tetramerization domain containing 13
Exons: 7
Coding region: 241-1230 (329 amino acids)
Biological process (GO): proteasome-mediated ubiquitin-dependent protein catabolic process; protein ubiquitination; negative regulation of Rho protein signal transduction
Cellular component (GO): Cul3-RING ubiquitin ligase complex
Molecular function (GO): ubiquitin-protein transferase activity; protein binding
Source: RefSeq, a predicted model, not a curated record
GCGUCUUAUCCAAUCAGUUUCAAGGGACGGUUUGAGGAAACGGCCAUUGUGAGUGGCAUGACGAGGAAGAAGAAAGGUCUUGAAAGAGUGGAAGACUCGGGCGAUGGUCCUACAAUAAUCAAUUUACAUUUAUUUGUUUUUUUAUCUGUUGCUUUCGCCUUUGCUAUACUAUUAUCGGAUAGCUGAGGAAACUGGAAUACGUAGAUAACUGCUUAAGAGCCCCUCGUUGCUGUGCACCUGAUGUCGGCCCAAGCGUCCGCAGGAAGUGUGGCGUCGGAAGCCCUUCCUGGGUCGCCGUCCCCCGGGGGCGAGCGGGAGGAGAAGGGGGCGCGGGGCUUGGCGGGGAGCAGGUAUGUGAAGCUGAACGUGGGGGGCUCGCUCCACUACACCACCGUCCAGACCCUCAGCAAGGAGGACGGCCUCCUCCGGAGCAUGUGCAGCGGAGCGGUGGAGGUUACCAUAGACUCUGAAGGCUGGGUUCUGCUGGACCGGUGCGGGAGGCAUUUCGGACUGGUGCUGAAUUUCCUGCGCGACGGGUCGGUGCCGCUCCCGGAGGCUCACAGGGAGCUGGAGGAGGUUCUGAAAGAGGCCCAGUUCUACAGGGUCCAGGGCCUGGUUGAGCACUGCCUCAGCGCACUCAAGAAACGGUCGGACGGGAGCGAGGGGGCCUGCAGGAUACCCAUGAUCACCUCGGCCAAGGAGGAGCAGAGGAUGAUCGCCUCGUGCAGAAAGCCUGUGGUGAAGCUACAAAACAACAGAGGGAACAACAAAUACUCUUACACCAGUAACUCUGACGACAACCUGCUAAAGAACAUCGAGCUGUUCGACAAGCUGGGCCUGCGCUUCAACGGCAGGGUGCUGUUCGUGAAGGAUGUGCUGGGGGAUGAGAUCUGCUGCUGGUCGUUCUACGGGGAGGGCAGGAAGAUCGCAGAGGUGUGCUGCACCUCCAUCGUCUAUGCCACCGAGAAGAAGCAGACUAAGGUGGAGUUCCCAGAGGCUCGAAUCUUCGAAGAGACCCUCAACAUUCUCAUCUAUGAAAAUGGGCGUGGCUCAGGGCCGGGGGGCGUGGCCCUCUUGGAGUCGGGCGUGGGCUCCUCAGGCGCCGGCCAAUCGGAGGAGGAGGGCGCCGGGGUAGGGGGCGGGGAGCGCAGGGUUCGGCGGAUUCACGUGCGGAGGCACAUCAUGCACGACGAGAGGGGGCACGGGCAGCAGACCGUGUACAAGGACUGA